AGGGGGAAGUGUCGUCAAACGAUCCUGGGGGAACGGAUCGGUAGGAGGGAAGGGAUUAUUAAUGAGAACAGAAUGCGAAAGAGAGAUCUACGCCACUGAAAAAGUCUGCAGCGGGCCAUGUACUGUGAGUGGGAAAAGAGGUAAAGAAGGGGAAGGGCUACCCAUUCGGUAGCAAAUGCUGGUAACCCGUCGCAAGGUCAAGAUCAGUCGGUUAAUCCUAUCCAGUCAGCCGAGGCCCUUGCACCUUGGAGGACGAACGACCCUCACGCUCGCAACUGAAAUUUUCACUUUGCGAUCAUCGCAAGCCGAGCUUGAUUUGCUCUAAUUUUCGAAUUUGCUCGAUUCUCACCUGGAGGGAAUAUACAUAUCGAUAAAUCGUGUUCCUCAUCUAGAUCUAAGCCGAGAGCGGACACGAAAACAACGUUCGAUCGGGAACACAGGGACAGUUUCGAGUGCGCUCUUUAUAGUGUGUCUUUUAAUUGUACCAAAAAAAUAUUCAAGUGUAUUUUUUUUUUCUCGUGGUGGCGAACAUUUUUUUAUUUAAGAUCGUUAUUAUUCUUGUUUCUUUUAUAAAUCGAUUCAGAAAGUUGUUUUUAUUAUCCUUUGAUAGUCACUCUAGUUCUUAUUUCUUUUUGAAAACGAAGUUUUUGGUUUGAGAAUUUGUUGAAAAGAAAAAAAAAAACAUCGACGUUUGGCCAUUAUCAGUUGAUAAACGUUCGAUAGAAAAGAAUCGAGGAUUUUCUCGUGUGGCCUGUUCAGAAAAGUGUUUAUAACGGUGGAGACAACGAUAGCUGUGAUAUCCCCAAAGCAUCCCUUUUAGGGGGCCUCUGUUAUGGAAACCUGUGUUCUGAUACCCAAAGAAUUUUCAUUGGCACUUGCGAACGAUCGAUCAAACUAUAAAGGCCUCUUCAAGAAUGAUUCAGGAAGUUUAGUUACGGACGUAAGAAUAUCCGUAUGGUCCAACGUGCUUAUUCCGGCGGGGACGUUGAUCUACCCCUUUCAGGGAUCCAUCCGAUUCGACAAAAUCGACCUUUACUCCCUUUUAGAUGACAAUGAUAUCAGACGCGAAUAUGGCUGCUACGAUGAAGUCUUCUUUUCAAAUUACAGCCUUAACAAGCGUCAGUGCAAUUGGAUAAGAUUCCUUCGUAUCGUUCAGUCUUAUGACGAACAAGUAAACUUAAUUGGUACCAAAGUGAAAGGGGAUCCGAUCUUUGAAGUAAUAAAAGAUGUUCAACCGGAUACAGAAUUAGUAGCUUGGUUUCUUCCUACAGCAGAACAAGAUUUCGUCUUUAUACCACACGACAUGUGUUCGAGGUCUGCUCUGUACAGAUGCACGAUUGACUCCAUUUUAGAUGAAUCCCCAUUAGACUUAUCCAUGGCAUUGCUCUCUCAUCAUUCGUCGUCAACUAUCUCGCAUCCCUAUUACGAGGUGGAUGAAUACGAAUCAACAUCCGAGGAGUCCUCGUCAUCGACGUUGUCCUUGACAGGAGAUCAUUUAGAUUGCAGUAUUUUAACGACAAUUAAAAGAGGAGAGAGAGUUCUUUUGCCGUGUGAAGUUUGUGGGAAAUCUUUCGACCGACCUUCUCUCCUGAAACGUCAUAUGAGAACGCACACAGGAGAGAAACCGCAUGUUUGUAUGGUGUGCAACAAGGGUUUCUCAACAUCGAGCUCGCUGAAUACGCACAAACGAAUCCAUAGCGGUGAAAAACCUCAUCAGUGUCUUGUUUGUGGUAAGAAGUUUACAGCCUCCUCCAAUCUCUAUUAUCAUCGUAUGACUCAUAUCAAGGAAAAACCACACAAAUGUUCACAGUGCUCUAAAUCUUUUCCAACACCGGGAGAUCUUAAGAGUCAUAUGUACGUGCAUAAUGGGCUAUGGCCAUUUAGGUGCCAUAUUUGUAGCCGUGGUUUCAGUAAACCAACCAAUCUUAAAAACCAUAUGUUACUACAUCUUGGCAGAUGUUCGAACAAGAAGAUUGUCAAAUCCAUUUCAGAUUAUUGACCAACCGAUAAUGCCUCCUCAAUAAUUUAGAAAAUCUAUUGAGAAAUCUAAAUUUCGGAAAAAUUUACAAAAAAUAGAAAUUAAAAUUAAAUCUCCCUAUUUAUAUUGCUAUUUGAAAAAACUCAUGUAGAGUUUGACACGCAGUACAAUUUGACUUACACUUUAAUCUUGUUAUUAACUCUUCAAUUGCUCAUUA
Molecule: messenger RNA, 2195 nt
Organism: Apis mellifera (honey bee)
Lineage: Eukaryota; Metazoa; Arthropoda; Insecta; Hymenoptera; Apidae
Product: zinc finger protein 251
Exons: 6
Coding region: 833-1999 (388 amino acids)
Cellular component (GO): nucleus
Source: RefSeq, a predicted model, not a curated record